Messenger RNA from Amaranthus tricolor (Joseph's coat), 3024 nucleotides. RefSeq names its product receptor-like protein 7. The record is from RefSeq and is a predicted model, not a curated record. Bases 1 to 3024 code for a protein of 1007 amino acids. Lineage: Eukaryota; Viridiplantae; Streptophyta; Magnoliopsida; Caryophyllales; Amaranthaceae. The transcript has a single exon. Gene Ontology annotation, molecular function: protein binding.
AUGACAAAAAUCCCAUGCUUCAUUCCAUUGCUCUACAUUUUCCUCUUCACACAAUCUGUCUCAAGCCAAUGUCUCCAUGACCAAAAAACUUUCCUCCUUGAGCUAAAACACAAUCUUACAUUCGACACCGAGACUAAUACCGACAAGCUCGAAGGGUGGAACGAAAGCAAUGACUGUUGCCAGUGGAGCGGCAUUGAAUGUGACAUCUCAACAGGUCAAGUCAUAGGCCUAGACUUAAGCUGGAAAGGUAUCAACACCAGCCUAAACUCAAGCACUUUAUUCAAUCUAAACACCCUUCAAAAACUAGAUUUAUCUGGUAAUUAUAUAGGAACUAUACCCCAAGAAAUCAGCAAACUAUCCCAACUAACUUACCUCAACUUAUCAUAUGGUGCCUACACAGGACAGGUACCUAUUGAAAUAUCCAAGCUAGUUAAAUUAGUAGUUCUUGAUCUUUCUAUUCCUAGUAUGUCCUCAUCUAUGGAGAAUCCAAAUUUAGCUAUAAUAAUCCAAAACCUUACUAAUUUAAGCGAGCUUUAUAUUGAUCAAACAGAUGUUUCUAUAAUUGGAAACAAAUGGGCUCAAGCAUUAUCAUCUUCACUUCCUAAUCUCCAAGUUUUAAGCAUGAAAUUUUGUGGGCUUACUGGUAUAGUUCACAAUUCCCUUUCAAAGCUUAAGAAUCUUAGUGUGAUUCGUUUCGAUAACAAUCAUAUUAAUGGGUCAAUACCAGAUUAUUUUGGUGGGUUUAAAAAUCUGACAGUACUAACUCUUAGUCAGUGUGAUCUAACAGGGGUAGUACCCAAGAGUAUAUUUCAAGUGCCCACACUUAGAAUCCUUGAUUUAUCAUUUAAUCAAAACUUGCAAGGGAGUUUUCCUGAGUUUUACGAAAAUGGGUCUUUCGAGGAGUUAGUCCUUGCUCAUUCGAGCUUUUCAGGUGUCAUACCGAGUUCCAUUAGCACCCUCAAGAGGCUUUGUACAAUCGAUCUUACUAUGUGUAGUUUACAUGGAAGUAUCCCUUCAUCAAUCGGAAGUAUAAGCCUACUCGAGCAUUUAGAUCUUUCUUAUAACCAAUUUUCGGGUCCUAUUCCAUCCUUUUCAUCAAACAAUAAGCUAACUUACCUAGCUUUAAAUGCAAACAAUUUUAAAGAUUUUAUCAGUACUACAGAGUGGGGAAAACUACCUAAUUUAGAAUACCUAGAUUUGUCUAACAAUAAGCUAGAAGGGUUAAUACCCAUGUCAAUUUUGAAGUUAGAAGGGCUUACUUAUGUAGACUUUUCUUAUAAUAAGUUUAAUGGUACACUAAAACUAGUUGAGAUUCUACAUAGCUUAAGUUACCUUGAAGAGCUUAAACUUUCACACAAUUUCUUGUCAAUUGAUCUAAAUGGUUGUGGGGUAAACUCCUCUUUUCCCCAACUAAUGACCCUAGGGCUUGCUUCGUGCAACUUGAGCUUUGUGCCUGAAUUUCUUAAGAAUCAAACUUCGUUGAUGACUCUUGAUCUUUCAAUGAAUCAUAUUUCAGGUACAUUGCCCGGGUGGGUUUGGAGGAUUGGUAGACUAGACACAUUGAAUGUUUCCUCUAACCAUUUCGUUCAUCUAGAACCGCCUUCUCUUGGGGACUCGACUUGCUUACCUAUCGAAUACUUAGACCUUCAUUCCAAUGAUCUCCAAGGAGAAGUUCCCGGUUUCCUGUUUUGCUCGUUUAUCUUGGAUUGCUCUAACAAUCAUUUCACUUCCAUCGACCAUCAAUUAGGAAACUACAUCUCUGAGAUGACUGCUUUUAUCUCUUUUUCGAGAAAUAGCUUACAUGGAAACAUCCCAAAAGAACUAUGCAACAUCACAUAUCUUGAGAUUCUUAAUCUAGAGCAUAAUUACUUGAAUGGGACUAUUCCCGAUUGUCUCAUGACUUUGCCACAACUCGGGGUACUAAAUCUACAAAAAAACAACUUAGUAGGUACAAUCCCUGAUCAAUUCCAAAAAGAUUGCGAAAUGCAAACUCUAGACUUAAAUGGAAACUCCCUACAAGGACAUAUUCCACAAUCACUUGCUAAAUGUGAACAACUAACAACACUAGAUCUUGGGAAGAAUCAUUUAAAUGACACAUUCCCCUGCCACUUAAAAACCCUAUCCGACUUGCAAGUUCUCGUCCUUAGGUCCAAUGAAUUCCAUGGAAACAUCGACUGCUCAGGAACACACACACUUUGGCCGAAGCUUCAAAUUUUCGACCUCGCUUCUAAUCAUUUCACCGGUGAUUUACAAUCCAAAUUUCUUUUCAAAUGGAUAGCUAUGAUGGGUGCGAAAGGGAAAACCGAAUAUGGGUAUUUACGAAAUGAUCUAGAUGAAACUUCCUAUAGAAGUAUAGUGACCCUUAACUUUAAGGGCAGUACCUAUGAGCUGCAAUACAUUUUGACAGUAUUUAACAGCAUCGACUUAUCUGACAAUGCCUUUUAUGGGAUGUUCCCAACAGAGUUGGGAAGGUUGAAUGGCCUUAAAGUUUUGAACUUGUCUCACAACACCCUAUCAGGAAACAUUCCCUUAUCAAUUGGGAAUCUUACUGAGAUUGAAUCCUUGGAUCUUUCUUGUAAUUCUUUUAGUGGAAAUAUACCACAAAAUCUUGUGAGUUUGUACUCUCUUGGGUACUUGAACUUAUCUUAUAAUAAGCUAUCAGGAAUGAUUCCUACAAGUACUCAACUUCAGUCAUUCAAUGCAUCUUCAUAUGAAGGUAAUAAAGGGUUAUAUGGCCCACCAUUAACGCCGAUUGUUAGAAGCAAGCCCGAGUUGGGAUCGAGUAAACCGGUGUCUUUAGAAGAGACAGAAUGGAGUUCAAAGGAUACUUUGGAGUGGAUGCUGAGGGGAGCUGGAGUUGGGUUACCAGUUGGAGUUAUGAUCUUUGUGGGGCCACUUCUUUAUAUCAAGAGAUGGAGGGAAUGGUACUUGUACCAUCUUGAUAGAUUGAUUAUGAAGAUAUUGCACAAGGAAGAUAAUGCAAGUGCAAGGAGGAGGAGAAGAAAUCAAAGGCAAAGACAUUAG